Molecule: messenger RNA, 1361 nt
Organism: Manis javanica (Malayan pangolin)
Lineage: Eukaryota; Metazoa; Chordata; Mammalia; Pholidota; Manidae
Source: RefSeq, a predicted model, not a curated record
GAUGAAAAGAGGCUGCUGGAUCCAGGGUUGAAAGUUCAUAAAGGCCUCUGGGAUUAUACUCUGAAGAACCAGCAGAUGGACUGCCUGAGUGACUGAAGAAAAUGGGUGCUAAUGCAUCUAACUAUCCUCAUUCAUGCUCCCCAAGGGUAGGGGGAAAUUCUCAAGCCCAGCAGACUUUUAUAGGGACAUCAUCCUACUCUCAGCAAGGCUAUGGUUGUGAAUCAAAAUUAUAUAGCCUUGAUCACGGCCAUGAGAAACCACAAGACAAAAAAAAGAGAACCUCUGGCCUUGCCACCCUCAAAAAGAAGUUUAUUAAGCGUCGGAAAUCUAAUAGGUCUGCUGAUCAUGCCAAGCAGAUGCGAGAACUCCUCUCUGGGUGGGAUGUUAGAGAUGUUAAUGCAUUAGUGGAGGAAUAUGAGGGAACUUCAGCCUUAAAGGAACUUUCUCUGCAAGCCAGUUUGGCUAGACCAGAAGCCCGGACACUGCAGAAAGAUAUGGCCGAUCUUUAUGAGUACAAAUAUUGUACCGAUGUAGACUUAAUAUUUCAAGAAACUUGUUUUCCUGUUCAUCGUGCCAUUUUGGCAGCAAGGUGUCCAUUUUUUAAAACACUGCUUUCUUCCUCACCCGAGUAUGGGGCAGAGAUAAUAAUGGACAUCAAUACAGCUGGUAUAGAUAUGCCCAUGUUUUCUGCUUUGUUACACUACCUUUAUACAGGAGAGUUUGGAAUGGAGGACUCAAGGUUUCAAAAUGUUGAUAUCCUCGUUCAGCUUAGUGAAGAAUUUGGAACACCAAAUUCCCUUGAUGUAGAUAUGCGUGGACUUUUUGAUUACAUGUGUUAUUAUGAUGUCGUCCUUAGUUUUUCUUCAGAUUCUGAACUGGUUGAAGCUUUUGGUGGAAAUCAGAACUGUUUAGAUGAAGAGCUCAAAGCUCACAAGGCUAUCAUUUCAGCACGGUCCCCAUUUUUUCGAAAUUUAUUGCAGAGGAGGAUACGGACUGGUGAAGAAAUCACAGACCGAACUUUGAGGACUCCCACAAGAAUUAUAUUAGAUGAGUCCAUUAUACCAAAAAAAUAUGCGAAAGUUAUAUUACACUGUAUGUAUACGGACAUGGUGGACCUCUCCGUUUUGCACUGUAGCCCCUCUGUCGGGAGUCUCAGUGAAGUUCAGGCUCUCGUCGCAGGGAAGCCAAACAUGACCAGGGCAGAAGAAGCCAUGGAACUUUACCACAUAGCACUAUUCUUGGAAUUUAACAUGCUUGCACAAGGUAUGAAAUUUUUAAUUUUGGUUUCUGGAAUUACAUAUUAUUUAUCUUCCAAAUUGCGAACAGAACCAGAAUCCAUGAUUUCAGUGUUUGUGAUGUGA